Plasmodium vivax (malaria parasite P. vivax) is the source of this 609-nucleotide messenger RNA. Its product is annotated as Ubiquitin-conjugating enzyme family protein. The coding region runs from base 1 to 609 and encodes 202 amino acids. NCBI's taxonomy places the organism in Eukaryota, Apicomplexa, Aconoidasida, Haemosporida, Plasmodiidae. Gene Ontology annotation, molecular function: protein binding. The transcript is spliced from 7 exons. The record is from RefSeq and is a predicted model, not a curated record.
AUGAAUUCCACAACGAGAAGUUCAAAGGAGUUGCUCCGUCUGCAGAAGGAGCUAAAAGACAUUGAAAAUGAAAAUGUGCAAGAAAUAGAUGCCCACGUGAAGGACUCCAACAUUUCCGAGUGGGUUGGUUUUAUUAAGGGGCCAUCGGGGACGCCCUAUGAAGACGGCCAUUUUAUUUUGGAUAUAACUAUACCGAAUGAUUACCCGUAUAACCCCCCCAAGAUAAAGUUUAAUACCAAAAUAUGGCACCCAAACAUUUCAAGCCAAACAGGGGCAAUCUGCCUGGACGUCUUAAAAAAUGAAUGGAGCCCCGCGUUGACGAUUAGAACUGCCCUUUUGUCCAUUCAGGCGCUGCUGUCUGAUCCGCAACCAGACGACCCCCAAGACGCAGAAGUAGCGAAAAUGUACAAAGAGAACUAUUCCCUCUUUUUAAAAACAGCCAGCGUGUGGACGAAGACUUUUGCCACGGGACCGAAACUCGAGCCAAGAGAAGUCAUUAUUAAGAAGAUCACCGAAAUGGGAUUUACGGAGGACCAGGCGAAGAAAGCCUUAAUAAAGGCCGAUUGGAAUGAAACCCUGGCGCUAAACACCCUCCUCGAAAAUUCCUAA